Molecule: messenger RNA, 3937 nt
Organism: Cololabis saira (Pacific saury)
Lineage: Eukaryota; Metazoa; Chordata; Actinopteri; Beloniformes; Belonidae
Product: transcription factor AP-4-like
Exons: 7
Coding region: 238-1236 (332 amino acids)
Biological process (GO): regulation of transcription by RNA polymerase II
Cellular component (GO): nucleus
Molecular function (GO): DNA-binding transcription factor activity, RNA polymerase II-specific; RNA polymerase II cis-regulatory region sequence-specific DNA binding; protein dimerization activity
Source: RefSeq, a predicted model, not a curated record
CAGAAGCCACACACACACUGGAGGGAACCCCAUCAGCUGUGGAAGGCAACACAGCCUGAAUUUACUUUUUAUUCCUCUAAAAAACCUCCGUCUCGGAUUAAAUCCAGAGCGAGGUCUGAGACAAGGAGUAAAAACAAGGAGCCCUGCAGCAAAACAGAAAGAGCCCGCUUUUACACUGAUCAAGGGCAGAAGUGGAGACGGAGGAAAACAAGAACUACAGGAGGGGGCUUUGAAAGCAUGGAAUAUUUCAUGAUGCCGACAGAGAAGAUACAAGCCUUACAACAGUUCAAGAAGACGGAGAAGGAUGUGAUUGGAGGUCUUUGCAGCCUGGCGAACAUCCCCCUCAGUCCAGAAACGGCCCAGGAUCAGGAGAGGCGAAUCCGCCGCGAAAUCGCCAACAGCAACGAGCGCCGUCGCAUGCAAAGCAUCAACGCUGGAUUUCAGUCCCUUAAAACACUCCUGCCACACACAGACGGAGAGAAACUCAGCAAGGCAGCAAUCCUGCAACAGACAGCGGACUACAUCUUCGCAUUGGAGCAGGAGAAGACGCAGCUUCUGGCACAAAACAACCAGCUCAAACGCUUCAUCACGGAGUUUAGCGGCUCAUCACCUAAAAGAAAGCGAGCGGAAGAGAAGGAUGAAGGGAUUGGGUCUCCGGACACGCUGGAGGAAGAGAAGGUUGAAGAGCUGAGGAGGGAGAUGUUAGAGUUACGGCAGCAACUGGACAAGGAGCGCUCGGCUCGCAUGCACCUGGAGGAGGAGGUGCGCUCUCUGGACACCCAGCUGCACCCAGAGCGUCUGAAGGUGAUCACCCAGCAGCUGGAGGAGGAGCAGGUUCUCCUCCAGAGCCAGGCUCUGCUACGACUACAGCAGAUCCACGCCAACGACCGGAAAACACACAGUCCGCAGGUGCUGGCUUCUCCCACUCCUCCAGCUCCAACCAACCACCCAACAGUCAUUGUCCCAGCUCCAGCACUCAGCCAGCACCCCCACCAUCACGUCAACGUGGUGACCAUGAGCACACCCCCCCACACCAGCACCUUGUCCACCUCCAGACAGAACCUGGACACCAUUGUGCAGGCCAUCCAGCACAUUGAACGCACUCAGGAGAGGAGAGCCAGCGCCGACGACGAGCAGAGAAGAGCCGUCAUCGUCAGCCCCGCCCACGUCGCCAUGGACACCGCCUGUUCAGACACAGAUACAGACACAGAGGGGGAGGACUGUUCGAUGAACUGAUCCAUCCCAUAAACUCUCAUUCACGCACACAAAAAACACUUAAAAACACCUACUUGCUGUAAGAUUCCCUCCAGGAGCUUGACUACUUAAAAACAAAAAAGAAAAGUUUAAAAAAAAGAACCUCUUUCUUCAGCAUUAUCCAGACUCCUAAAUCCAGUGGUUAAGCUCUGCAUCGGUCUCGUACUGUAAAUUCUCUAAACAUUGAAAGCAUAAGAAGGUCGGCGUGCAGAGGAAGCCCUGAGGGAUUUCUAGACCUGUUUUUUUUUUUUUACGUCAGAGCCGCCCUGUAGCUAUUUCAAAAAGUUAAAGGGUCUCAUCAUGUAAGAGGCCGUCAGCCCGUCGCGCGAGCGUAACUUCACUCACACGACGGGCUGACAGUCACACACGCGGUCGUAUCAGCGGGAACCGUCGUCACUGGCACACUGACAGUAUUUCUACAAACUGAUGUCGGUAUACCGGAGAGUCGAAUGUAACAACACAAGUAGGCAGCUCUUCACUCUGACUCGUGACUUUGAGCUACGGCGUCCCUGUAGGGUGCUGGUGGCGGUGAAAACUCAACUUAAACUACAACAGAAGCUAUUUCUAAAUAAUGAAUCCAGGAAAAAAAAAAAAAAAAUGAACUCCGCAGUUAAAUUUGAAGACGCACGUUAAAUGAAAUUAUGUCUGAUUUACUUGAAGAAACAUGCUGUUUUUUUAUACUAAUUAAUCCCUUGAAAAUAAGCUUAACGAAUUGCGUCGUCGGUUGUUUCCAUUUUAAUGUUUUUCCAGUUUAUGUGAACAGUUUCUUUGUGUCCGGGUUACUGAAUGCUUAAGGUUAACGUUUUGUUUUACUGAGAUUAACAUGUUGGAGGUUUGUCAUGUUUUUGCGGGAAGAUGGAGACACUGAGAUGAAUUUCAGAAAAUGCCCGAUCUCAGUUUGCAGCCAGUCGUCGGCAAAGAUGGCGGUGGUUUCGACUCUUGACUCGAAUAAACAUUUAGCAGCAUUUUGUGAAUAGCUGGCAUUUAAAUUCAGUCAGUUUGAGAUGUUUCAGAUGGAUUAGACUCGUCUUUCAGUCUGAAGUCGUGGAAAAUUGCGCUGAUGUGAAAAUCUGAAACAUUUGGAUAAUGUUUCACUACAGGAUCACAGGUUUUCAGUGAUCCUGUGAAAACCAUCAUCUGGUCUUGGUUUGUGGACUUCAGUGACUAUGCAUCAGCAUCGUUGGUAUUUAUGCAAUUCCAUCUCCUGUACAAUAGUUGGUGUAAUCUAUACAUGAGGUGAAGCUCUCUAUGCACCGUGGUUAGGUGUGUGUAUAUUACACCUACAUGACGUGUAUGAAACUUGACAUGCUCGUAUCAAAGAAUGUAGUCUCUAUUUGCAAGGUGCUUUUUUUUUUUGGUUUGGUUUUGUUAUGUUGGGUCAGUGUGGUGCUCUGCUGGUUAGCUGAGGCUAACACCAUUCACGACACUUGACGCUUCAGUUAGUCACAUUUCCAGGAUGUGCCUGAUUUUGUUGUCAUUUUUUUGAAAAGAAAUUCUCAAAAAAUGAUAUUUGCUAUUUGUGAAACAGACUAGUUAAGGAAGGAGUUGUACGUUUGCAUGCAGAUAUAAUCAUCGCAGCACAGUGGACCCGUUUUGAGGUGCAAAAUAAAAAAAAACUGUAGGAAUACAAUUGUGCUAUCAGCAUCAUUAAAUGGAAAACUAACAAUAACGCGUGUGCGUCACACACAUUGCAGAAUUAGUGUUAGAAACACUAAAACUAGACGGAAAAGCUCUGAAGCGAAUUACAGAUGUUCUACCCAUAAUCCCCUCGGAAAAGCACCAAAUCUGUCCACCUCAUGUUACUUUUGCUUACAUUUUUGUUGGGAAUUUGACUGGAAAGCCCUGCUACAAGCCUCCCUCCUGUCAUACUCAAUUUGAUUCACUGACUCGAUGCUGUAAACAUUCCUUUAUUUGGAUUUUUAUCUGUCUUUUGAUGUUUUAUAUGUUCUUUUGCCAACUGAAUGCUUAUUACUAAAGUGUUUUCUCUUGUCUUAAGAAGGCGUUUGCUUUUUCUUUCUUUUCUUUUAUGAACACAUGAUUGACACGUUCACUGACAGUCUUGUGUGUAAUGUGUGGACAUUUUUCACUCGCUCAUCAGUUGGUUAGACUAGUAUUUUCAAGCCAAACAUGUGGCGAAAGGGGGAUUUUUGGUAUUGUUUGAAGCUUGGUUAAAGGGUUUGAUGGCAAAUGUCGAAUGUUAAGACACAGUCUGAAUCAUAGGUGUAUUUUUUUUUGUUUGUUUGUUUUAUUCUUCAGAAAAACAGUUCACCCCCCCUAACACUUCUGUACGUUGUGUCAGCAGCUUUGCUGUCUGUUGGUGGAAUUUUACAUGUGAAGCACUUGUUCUGUACUGCCUGAAUUGAGGAUUUUAUUUCUUGUUUUUUUUUUUGCUGCCAUUUCUGUUUUUGUAAGCUCUUUGCUGUGAUGCAAUUUUAAAAGCUGUCUAUGACGUUCUGCUCUUCUGUUUCUACUUCUAUUACUGGCCCUGGUUUCCAUUUUUCAGUGACAAACUGUUUUAUAUUUUGUUACUUACAUUUUUUUUUUUUCAUUUCGAUUUUGUUUUCCAUCAGUCCAGGUCGACGAGAAGCUGUUAUAUUUUGUUUAUAAAAAAAAUGGCUAAACAGGCCUUUGUAAAGAUGAAAAAAAAAUAAAUUUGUACUUUUUUUACUACAAUCACUCUGGA